UCUGUCUGUUGCUUGAUGUCCACAAUGUCUUCCAAUGUGGCAAAUGUGUCAGAGACUUGUUUCGCUGCUUGAACGGAAUAAACCACAAUGAGCAGUCACAAGAAAGGGAAGAAGGCUGAAAAGCCUAACAAGCCCAGUGAAAAACACAACAAUCACCUAGUGUCGGGUCUCGAAGAUUACAGAGUUAAGGUGCAAGAUAAAAAUAAAGGCAAUGUCAGCGUUCCAGAUCAAGAUAACUCUCCUUCACUUAAAGUGGAAAUGCAAACAUUGCGCCUUGCCAAAAAUUUGGAGUCUCAAAUGUUGGAUACCUUACGGCAUCUAUAUGGAGAGAACUUUGCCUUAAGAAAUCAGUCGCACUAUCGUGACAAGGGGGCCAAUCUGGGGCGACAUUAUUGGAUAGGCAGUGGAGGUCUUCGUGUUAUGGGUGGAACAGACUAUUCUCAAAAAAACCGCAAGAAAACAUUUGCUGAACAAAAUGCUUUUGCCAUUGGCAAACUCAAGGGGUAUGGUUUCCAUGAAUCCCACUGCAUAGAAACUCUUCAAGCAACUCAAGGUGACCUGGGUGCUGCCUUAGAAAUGCUGAUAUCACAUUAUUUUCACCUCCCUCUACCCUCAUCUGAUGCACCAAAGUCUGACAUACCUGAUGACAUACUAGAGCAAAGGACAGAUGAGAAGGCCUCCCUGGAAUCAAUUUAUGAAAAAGCUUUUGAAGAGAGAUUGCCCAAUAGAGUAUGGGCAGCAAAAUUGGAUCUACCUUACCUCCUCGAGCGCUGUAAAGUCCCACAACAUGGUAAAUCACAAUCCAGUGAUGGUCGAAACCGCCAACAAAAGGCUAACAGGAAUACCCGAUCUAAGGAAUUAUGCAACUUUAUUGCUAGUGGUAAGCCAUGCAAAUAUGGUGAUAAGUGUAGGUUCUCUCAUAAAGUCUCAACUUCCAAAGAGAACUCUGCUGAAACUGUUCAACCUGAAGAUAAUGAGUUUACAUUGGAAAUAAGAUUUCCUCCUGGUUCCAAAUAUCCACUAGAGUGUCCACUGCUGUGUAUUAGUACACCUUUCCACUAUUUCCCUCCUGCCCUAUGCUUGCGAAUAACCAGUAGGCUGAUUACUGAAGCAAGAGAUUGUGCUGAACAGGGUUUCCCAUCAAUUUAUACCCUAAUUGACUUACUGCAAAAUCAACCUAGUGAAAUUUUGGACCAUUUGAAUAAGAUUGGAGAAGCAUUUCCUGAUCCCAAUGAACCACUUUUGGGAUCAAGUGUUGAGUCUGAAGAGGAGAGUGAUGAUGUAGAGGAAGCCAUCGAAGAAUCAAAAGAAAAGGUUCAAGUUCGAAGACAGCGCAGAACCUCAGCAAAUUUGAUUGAACGUCAAAGGCAAGAUGAGCGACUUGCAAGAACCUUUCUAGACAAGAGAAAAAACGAGUUGUAUGAGAAGAGUCUUAAAGACAGGCGAAAUCUUCCUGCAUGGCAGAAAAUGCCAGAAAUUCUAGAAGCAGUAAAAAAUUUUCAGGUGGUUGUAAUUUGUGGAGAAACUGGAUGCGGUAAAAGCACACAAGUUCCCCAAUUCUUGCUUGAUGAGUGGCUUCUUAAUUAUACAAUGGACCAAAGUAAAACAUGUGAAAUAGUUUGCACCCAACCUAGAAGGUUAUCUGCUAUUGGUGUUGCUGAAAGAGUUGCUGAUGAGCGUGUUGAAAAAAUUGGUGGUACAGUAGGAUACCAAAUUCGUUUGGAAAGUAAGCUCUCGUCUCAGACACGCCUCCUUUUUUGUACCACUGGUAUUCUCCUCCGAAGGCUUGAAAAUGAUCCUGAGUUGAGGUCUGUUUCUCACAUAGUUGUUGAUGAAGUUCAUGAAAGGAGUGAAGAAAGUGAUUUUCUCCUCUUUAUUCUUCGAGAGCUUCUUCCAAAAAGGCCUGAUCUUCGAGUUAUUCUUAUGAGUGCAACUAUCAAUGCAGACUUGUUUUCAGCUUAUUUUAACAAAAUUCCCACAGUGGAAAUACCUGGAAGAACUUUUCCUGUUCAGCAAGUGUUCUUGGAUGAAAUUAUUGAAAAAACCAAUUACAUCCUUGAAGAGGACUCCAAAUUUGCUCGAAAAAUCAAAGAAAAGAAACGUAACUUUACUGACAUUGAUCCUAAUUCUAUUGAAUGUGAAUUGGGCACUGCAGAUGUUUUGACUCAAACUGCACUGGCUCCCAAAGACAAUGUGAGGGAUGAGGUGCUGUCACUACCACAACUCAUGGCUCGCUACAGUGAUCGUAAUAUGACUACUGUGAAGUCUUUGUAUUUGAUGGAUCCUGAAAAAGUAAAUUAUGAUCUCAUUGAAACUGUUGUCACAUGGAUUGCUACAGGAAAUCAUGACUAUCCAAAGAAAGGCUCCAUACUAGUUUUUCUACCAGGUAUAGCUGAGAUUCGAGCACUGUACAAUCAAUUGCAGGAUAAUCCUGUGCUUAGCCCUCGCCAUGGCAAUUUUGUCCUUGUUCCUCUACACUCUUCCUUAACAUCAGAGGAACAAGCUGCUGUAUUCAGGAAACCCAAGGGUGGUGCAAGAAAAAUCGUCCUGUCCACAAAUAUUGCUGAAACUUCUAUCACAAUUGAUGACUGUGUGUUUGUUGUUGAUGCAGGGAGAAUGAAGGAAAAGAGGUUUGACUCAAAUAAGAACAUGGAAAGUCUUGAACUUGCUUGGGUUUCUCGUGCAAACGCUUCGCAACGCCGUGGGCGAGCGGGUCGAGUAAUGCCGGGCGUUUGUGUCCAUUUGUAUACAAAGUAUCGUCAUGACAAUAAUUUCUUAGCACAACCUGUUCCGGAGCUUCUCAGAAUUCCAUUGGAGCAGCUCAUACUGAGGAUGAAAGUGCUUCGGCACUUCUGUGAUAGAGAUAGUCAUGAUAUAUUUGGCAACAUGCUUGAAUCUCCUGACAGUGAAAGCAUCAAUCAGGCACUUCUAAGAUUGCAAAAUAUAGGGGCCUUAGAUGACAAGCAAACUCUGACCCCCUUGGGUUGCCAUCUUGCUCAGCUUCCUGUUGAUGUCAGGAUUGGAAAGUUGAUGCUUUUUGGUGCAAUUUUUCGCUGUCUGGAUUCUGCACUUACAAUAGCUGCCUGCUUGAGCUACAAAUCUCCCUUCUCAGCACCAUUUAAUAAGAGAGAUGAAGCUGAUGCCAAGAAGAAAGAGUUUGCUGUUGCAAACAGUGACCAGCUUACAUCACUGAAAGCUUACACUAGUUGGCUGAAAAAGAACCAGAUUAGUAAGCGCGCUGGUGAUACUUUUGCUGAUGAAAACUACUUGUCAUGGCGCACACUUGUGACAAUUGCUGACAUGAAACAUCAAUUCUUGGAGCUAUUAGCAGAUAUAGGCUUUGUUUCUGUGACAUCCAAACGAAGGAGAAGUGGUGAAGAUAGUGUUAUUCAAUUGAGUGGAAGUGAGUUGAAUGAACAUGGAGAAAAUCACAAGUUGCUUGCUGCCAUACUUUGUGCAGCUCUGUAUCCCAACAUUGUGAAAGUUCUGACUCCGGCCAAAACCUUUGCAACUAGUGCGGUCGGCUGUGUUUCCAGACAAUUCCGACCAGAGGAAAUUUCAUUCAAAACCAAACAAGAUGGCUAUGUUCAUCUUCAUCCAUCAUCUGUCAACCACAAUUGUAUCAACUUCACCAGUCCAUAUCUGGUGUAUCAAGAGAAAGUGAAGACAUCCCGUGUGUUUGUAAGGGAUUGCUCCAUGGUCUCCAUGUUGCCUCUGGUGCUGUUCACAGGAAAAGACGUUGCAGUGGAAUUGCACGGUGGCACUACAGUACUUUCUUUAGAGGAGGGCUGGAUCAUAUUCUCUGUUGAAGCACAUCAGAUUGCAGAGCUGAUUUCUCACAUGAGACAGGAAUUAGACAAGAUUUUACAAGACAAAAUUGAAGAUCCAUCUCUCAAUCUAUUUACUAAUUCAAAAAGCAGAAAGGUCAUAUCUACAAUUAUAACGAUGAUAACAGAAGGGUAGCAUUGUAUUUCAGAUUUGUUAUUAUGCAUGCUGCAUUCUUCUCGGAUAUAUUAAUGAUAGUUCCAGUUCUUAAUGCACAUUUUAUUAAUGUACAGAUUUUAUAAAAUUAUUUAUGUAUCGUAAGAGCAUAUAUAUUUUGUGAUAUUGACUAAUUUUCUCACAGAAGUGUUGGAUGUUACAGCUUUUAGGAAUGUAAUUUAUUACUUUGUCUGUUACAAUUUGUUAUAAGCCUUCUGGUAGGGUAUGAAAAAAAGAAGGAAGGGCUUUGUUAACUUUAACUUCUAGCAUCAACACAGAUGUUCUAUUUACAAUGACUUUGUUUUAGCCAUUCACUCUGAUAUACAAGUGAAAUUUCAAAACAAAUCCAUGUAGGAAAUUACAAUUUCUGUCAGAUGUGAUGCUUUCAGCUUGGAAACUGGAGCAUUAUCACCCUAUUUCCUCUGUUUGUUCAUGACAAUUUUCUUGAAUCCGCUAGGUGUUUUUGUAUGUUUUGUUUUUGGUGUCACGAAAAGAAGGUACUGUGCACCUUGCAUCAUAGGCUAAGACUUUCAAUUCGCCAUGUCGGCGUGAACACUGAGGUCAACAUAUGGCGGAACAUGGCUUUAAUAAAGUGACGUUGUAUAAUGU
Molecule: messenger RNA, 4590 nt
Organism: Thrips palmi
Lineage: Eukaryota; Metazoa; Arthropoda; Insecta; Thysanoptera; Thripidae
Product: putative ATP-dependent RNA helicase DHX57
Exons: 20
Coding region: 88-3963 (1291 amino acids)
Cellular component (GO): intracellular anatomical structure
Molecular function (GO): protein binding; metal ion binding; ATP binding
Source: RefSeq, a predicted model, not a curated record